GCCGCUUCCUCACACAUGAAGAUGUACGUGCAAAGGGCUCUGGUGCUGCUCUCCCUGCUGAGCUUCGCUACCGUGAGCCUCUCGCUGUCGUCCUGCACCACCUUGGACCUGGACCACAUCAAGAAGAAGAGGGUAGAGGCCAUCCGAGGGCAGAUCCUGAGCAAGCUGCGGCUCACCAGCCCGCCGGAGACCGCGGGGCCGGCCCAUGUGCCCUACCAGAUCCUGGCCCUCUAUAACAGCACUCGGGAGCUGCUGGAGGAGAUGGAGGAGGAGAAGGAAGAAAGCUGCUCUCAGGACAACACCGAGUCAGAAUACUAUGCCAAAGAGAUUCAUAAAUUUGACAUGAUCCAGGGCCUCCCCGAACACAAUGAGUUGGGCAUUUGUCCAAAAGGUGUCACCUCCAAUGUGUUCCGCUUUAAUGUGUCGUCAGCAGAGAAGAACAGCACCAACCUAUUCCGGGCUGAGUUUCGGGUGCUGCGCGUGCCCAACCCAAGCUCCAAACGCAGUGAGCAGCGCAUUGAGCUCUUCCAGAUCCUUCGGCCAGAUGAGCACAUAGCGAAGCAGCGGUACCUCAGCGGCAGGAAUGUGCAGACACGGGGCUCCCCUGAGUGGCUGUCCUUCGAUGUCACCGAGACCGUGCGUGAGUGGCUCCUGCACAGAGAGUCCAACCUUGGCCUGGAAAUUAGCAUACACUGUCCUUGCCAUACUUUUCAGUCCAACGGGGACAUCUUGGAGAAUUUGCAUGAAGUCCUGGAGAUCAAGUUCAAAGGCAUUGACAGUGAGGAUGACUAUGGCCGCGGGGACCUGGGCCGCCUGAAGAAGCAGAAAGACUUGCAUAAUCCCCACCUCAUCUUGAUGAUGUUACCCCCACAUCGACUGGAGAGCCCCGUGUUGGGAAGCCAAAGAAAGAAACGGGCCCUGGAUACCAACUACUGUUUCCGGAACCUGGAGGAGAACUGCUGUGUGCGUCCUCUGUACAUCGACUUCCGACAGGACCUCGGCUGGAAAUGGGUCCACGAGCCCAAGGGCUACUUUGCUAACUUUUGUUCAGGCCCUUGUCCGUACCUCCGCAGCGCAGACACCACUCACAGCACGGUGCUGGGUUUAUAUAACACGCUGAACCCUGAGGCAUCUGCUUCGCCCUGCUGUGUUCCCCAGGACCUGGAGCCACUCACUAUCUUGUACUAUGUUGGGAGGACCCCCAAAGUGGAGCAGCUCUCCAACAUGGUGGUGAAAUCCUGCAAGUGCAGCUGAAAGAACCCCUGGCCCACCCAAAGCCAAGGAAAAAACUGUCAGCACCCACUCUCCUGCUCCCAGGCUAACACAAAGAGAACUGGGGGUCAGAGACUACGCAUGCUGAGGGCCAAGUGCCAAACCUUGAGAGUCUGGCAGCCCUUGGGGAUUUCUUCUGGAACACUCCUUGGUCGUCUUGGCAGUGUAAUGUUCCUUCUAGGAAGUACUUUGGUGACACAAAGGCCACACUCUCCAAAAUGGCUGGACAGUUGGUGCAGAAGAAAAGGAUAAUGUGGAAGAACUGCAGUGUAUUUGAAUGCUAGGUGGUUGAGAUGGGAAAGCAAGAGAAUGAGAAAGCAGAUGAAAGGAAGAAUGGAAAAGGGGAGAUGUUUUCUAUUCUUGCUUUAGCUAUCUUAAGACCUCAGCCCUCCCCAUUAGCCUGAAGUAUUAAAGGUUUUCCCUGUAGGAGGAAUUUUUGAAGGUUUCCUUAGAGAAGGAAAAUGCACCAAGCAGGGAAGCUGCUAAGAGAAGUGCUCAGAGAUAAAUUUAAGACUUUUGUUCCUCAGAGCUGUGCUCCAGGAGUCCUGCAACUGAAACUGUGUCUGCAAAAACCUCUAAGUUCAGUUGACAGAUCCUGGCUAUUGGGUUCCAAAUGCAAACUGCAAGGCUCCCAGUCAGCCUACCGAGGGUGGGCAAAUACAAGGAAAGAGGGUGCUGAGUCCAUUUUCAGAGUGACUGAAGUCUCCAUUCAGCUCUUUUAGCUUCCUGGAGUUUCUAAGAGAUGAUUUCAGGGUCAGAGCAGGAGCAUCUGUGGGUACCUGAAUACUGGGCCUAUUCAUUUGUGAUCUGACACACCCUGAGGACCUCUUGUCUGUUGUGGUUUGUGAGGUGCUUUGGGGUGUCUGCACCUGUUCUGCAUGAUGACCUGAACUUGGUCUCACCUGCCAAGACUUAAAAAAUAGUAAUCUCAAAAACUUUGUAAAAAAUAAAUA
Molecule: messenger RNA, 2225 nt
Organism: Agelaius phoeniceus (red-winged blackbird)
Lineage: Eukaryota; Metazoa; Chordata; Aves; Passeriformes; Icteridae
Gene: TGFB3
Product: transforming growth factor beta 3
Biological process (GO): regulation of cell population proliferation; transforming growth factor beta receptor signaling pathway
Cellular component (GO): extracellular region
Molecular function (GO): transforming growth factor beta receptor binding; cytokine activity; growth factor activity
Source: RefSeq, a predicted model, not a curated record